GCGUCCCACUGACUUGGACUCUAUCUACAUAUUCUUACGUCCAUGAUCCUGUUCGAUCCAAAACACGUGAUUUUUUCGAAGAAAAACACUUGUAAUAAAUGGAAGGAGAUGAUCCACCUAUUGUUAUGCGACUUGCCAUUCAUCGAACUGAUGUAAAUAUCCAUGCUGGAGCAGUAGGAGGUCCUCAACAAACAUUUUAUACACCAGGACAAGAAAUUGCAAGUCAAUCUGAUUUUCUUAGAGGUCAUGGAACUUAUGUCGAUAAAGACGAUAAAUUGAGAGCUUCUGUAGCUGGUAUUUUGGAAAAAGUGAAUAAAUUAAUUACAAUAAGACCUCUUAAGUCAAGAUAUAAAGGAGAAAUUGGAGAUGUUGUUGUUGGACGAAUUACAGAAGUUCAGCAAAAAAGAUGGAAAGUUGAUACCAAUUCUAAGUUGGAUUCAGUACUUUUACUUUCUAGUGUAAACUUACCAGGUGGAGAAUUGAGAAGAAGAUCAGCUGAGGAUGAGCAAACAAUGCGUCGCUACUUGCAAGAAAAUGAUGUCAUUUGCGCAGAAGUACAGAGUACUUUUGCUGAUGGGUCCUUGUCAUUACACACAAGAGUUUUAAAAUAUGGCAAAUUGUCGCAAGGAAUUAUGCUUAAAGUUCCGCAUGCUUUAAUUAAACGGAAAAAGACUCAUUUUCAUAAUUUAUCCAAUGUAGCAAGCCUUAUAUUAGGGAAUAAUGGAUACAUAUGGAUCGGUGCUUGCACACUAGAUACAGACCGUUCAGAAGGUGGCUUUACUCAAGAUUUGUCCCGUGUGGAUUUGGAAGAUAGACAAGUAUGUGCACGAUUGCGUAACUGCAUUUUGAUCUUGGUUCAGUCAAACGUACUUCUAACAGAUACAUCAGUGACAUAUGCAUAUGAAGAAUCAAUGAAAUAUAAAGUGAAUGAACUUUUACAUCCCGAAGUUAUGGUUGAUGUAGCAUUAAUGGCACAUCAGAGAUUAUGUCAAUAGUAUUAAGUGAUC
Messenger RNA from Orussus abietinus, 1007 nucleotides. Its product is annotated as exosome complex component RRP4. Gene Ontology annotation, biological process: CUT catabolic process; TRAMP-dependent tRNA surveillance pathway; poly(A)-dependent snoRNA 3'-end processing. Bases 99 to 995 code for a protein of 298 amino acids. Gene Ontology annotation, molecular function: RNA binding. Gene Ontology annotation, cellular component: nuclear exosome (RNase complex); cytoplasmic exosome (RNase complex). The transcript is spliced from 4 exons. NCBI's taxonomy places the organism in Eukaryota, Metazoa, Arthropoda, Insecta, Hymenoptera, Orussidae. The record is from RefSeq and is a predicted model, not a curated record.